AAUUUUUUUUUUAUUAUGACGGAACACAAUUUUAUGCUUUAUCCUUAACUCAGCAUUAGUAUACAUAAAGAAGAAAAAGAAGAAUACUUCACCCAGAUGCCCAGAGAUCUCGGGGUAGCAGAUUUGGGCUUGCUCCCCCGGGAUCGAUACCCCUUGGUGGCUGUGCUCACGCUAGCCCAUCCAGAAACCAGAGAAAGCUACAACAUUGUGGCCAGCGUGACGGUCCUCCACGUUCCUGACGACAAAUACAGACUCUCAGCGAGGAUCCUGUUUCAGUAUCUCCUCACGGCACAAGGGAAUCUGUACGAUCUGAAGCCUCUCUUCAUGUCAGCAGACAACAGCAACUUGUGUGGAACCGCAGAGCCUUCGACUAGCGCACAAGCGGCGGAGCCACAGCCGGAAAGGCCGGGCGAGAAGGGGGAGGAGUCUGAUUCAGAAGGGGAGUGGCCGGAUAGCCAAGGCAGGGACUGCGUGGUGUGUCAGAACGCACCGAUCAACAGAGUGCUGCUGCCGUGCAGACACGCGUGUGUGUGCGACGGCUGCGUGUGCCACUUCCAGCACUGUCCCAUCUGCCGGGCGUUCGUCUUCGAGUCUUUUGCUCUGGCUAACCAACCAGCUCGCGAGGAGGAGGAGGACGAUUUAUCUACAGAAGACUAAACCCGUGUAAACCUAGUAUUAAAAGCAAGCCCUUGCUGGAAAGGCUAAACUCGGAAAGGAUCGUAGCGUCCUCAAGGUAAGAAGAUGCAGGCAGCUGACCUUUGACCCCGAAGUAUGAACUCUUCCAGAAUUCAGUCAGUUAUUCAGUCAGUUUUAGGCUUUUGAAGUUGAAUGUGCCCGUGAGAUGUUUAAUAUAGAGUUUUUAAGUGGAAUAGAAUAUUUAUUUAAACUAACAAAUACACAUUUCAGAAGGAAUCGUUGUGGAGUUUUUAUUACCGCCGAAGGAUUUCGAGAGAUACAGCGAAGGGAGUUUAUUUUAUUUAUUUUUUUUACUCAUUGUCUUUUAAUAUGUGAAAAAGCAGGCCAGGCACACACAGUUUAUAUAACUGAUCACACAGAUUUCUAUAGAGCUGUAUCAUCAUACAAGUCUACACUUGGCCAACGGGUAAAUAUAACUUUUUUUUUUUUUUAUCAAAUUGGGGUAAACAAUGCAUAAACCGAACAGCUGAAGUCACUUGAUGGUAACGAUGGAAAGGGAACAUCAGAAUGCUUUCAAAUGUUUACAAAAAAAACUAUUGCAGUAACUAAAAAAAAAAAAAAAAAAAA
Molecule: messenger RNA, 1263 nt
Organism: Puntigrus tetrazona (Sumatra barb)
Lineage: Eukaryota; Metazoa; Chordata; Actinopteri; Cypriniformes; Cyprinidae
Product: cell growth regulator with RING finger domain protein 1-like
Exons: 3
Coding region: 97-657 (186 amino acids)
Biological process (GO): negative regulation of cell growth
Source: RefSeq, a predicted model, not a curated record